AUGUCUCACAGAAAGUACGAAGCUCCACGUCACGGUCAUCUAGGUUUCUUGCCAAGAAAGAGAGCUGCCUCUGUCAGAGGUAGAGUUAAGUCCUUCCCAAAGGACGACAAGUCUAAGCCAGUUGCUUUGACCUCUUUCUUGGGUUACAAGGCUGGUAUGACCACCAUUGUCAGAGACUUGGACAGACCAGGUUCCAAGUUCCACAAGCGUGAGAUUGUUGAAGCUGUAACCGUCGUCGACACUCCUCCAGUUGUCGUCGUUGGUGUCGUCGGUUACGUUGAGACCCCAAGAGGUCUAAGAUCCUUGACCACUGUCUGGGCUGAACACUUGUCCGACGAGGUCAAGAGAAGAUUCUACAAGAACUGGUACAAGUCCAAGAAGAAGGCCUUCACCAAGUACUCUGCCAAGUACGCUCAAAACGGUGCUGAAAUCGAGAGAGAGUUGGCUAGAAUCAAGAAGUACGCCACUGUCGUCAGAGUCUUGGUCCACACCCAAGUCAGAAAGACCCCAUUGGUCCAAAAGAAGGCUCACUUGGCUGAAAUCCAAUUGAACGGUGGUUCCAUCUCCGAGAAGGUCGACUGGGCCCGUGAGCACUUCGAAAAGACUGUCUCUGUUGACUCUGUCUUCGAGCAAAACGAAAUGAUCGAUGCCAUUGCUGUCACCAAGGGUCACGGUUUCGAAGGUGUUACCCACAGAUGGGGUACCAAGAAGCUUCCAAGAAAGACCCACAGAGGUUUGAGAAAGGUUGCUUGUAUCGGUGCUUGGCAUCCAGCCCACGUUAUGUGGUCCGUCGCCAGAGCUGGUCAAAGAGGUUACCACCACAGAACCUCCAUCAACCACAAGAUCUACAGAAUCGGUAAGGGUGACGAUGAAGGUAACGCUGCUACCAACUUCGACAGAACCAAGAAGACCAUCAACCCAAUGGGUGGUUUCGUCCACUACGGUAUGGUCAACAACGACUUCGUCAUGGUCAAGGGUUCCAUCCCAGGUUGCAAGAAGAGAGUUGUCACCUUGAGAAAGUCCUUGUACACCAACACUUCCAGAAAGGCCGUCGAAGAAGUCACCUUGAAGUGGAUCGACACUGCUUCCAAGUUCGGUAAGGGUAGAUUCCAAACCCCAGCUGAAAAGCACGCCUUCAUGGGUACUUUGAAGAAGGAUUUGUAA
Molecule: messenger RNA, 1164 nt
Organism: Nakaseomyces glabratus
Lineage: Eukaryota; Fungi; Ascomycota; Saccharomycetes; Saccharomycetales; Saccharomycetaceae
Gene: RPL3
Product: 60S ribosomal protein uL3
Biological process (GO): translation
Cellular component (GO): ribosome; cytosolic large ribosomal subunit
Molecular function (GO): structural constituent of ribosome; RNA binding
Source: RefSeq, a predicted model, not a curated record